Molecule: messenger RNA, 2073 nt
Organism: Patella vulgata (common limpet)
Lineage: Eukaryota; Metazoa; Mollusca; Gastropoda; Patellidae
Product: zinc finger protein 239-like
Exons: 4
Coding region: 529-1110 (193 amino acids)
Biological process (GO): regulation of transcription by RNA polymerase II
Cellular component (GO): nucleus
Molecular function (GO): DNA-binding transcription factor activity, RNA polymerase II-specific; RNA polymerase II cis-regulatory region sequence-specific DNA binding
Source: RefSeq, a predicted model, not a curated record
UACCUGACAAGGAGCAGGUUGCCUCUCUCUUUCAUUCAUAUUGAUAAGUUAAGUUAUGGAUUAAAUAACCUAGCAGAUACAAUGACCAAUCCUGAAGUCCAAAUAUGAAAAACUCGGGUUGGAGAAGGUCCAAGUCACAUUUAAAACUCAACCAAUGGUACAAAAUGGCAACCGUCUGAUCGAGCAAUCCAGAGAUAUUUUAUUUGUUUAAUGUAUCUUACCGGCUCAGUAUUGACUAUUGGUCCUCUACUAGUAGUGAUGUAAAGGAUGAAACUGGUGUUUACAAGCUAACAACUCAACAGAUUUCAAGUGACUUUUUAACUGGAGGUAAACUAUUCUGAGCUUAAGGUGCUAAAUAAACAUCUUCACAACAAGAGUCUUUAUAGCUGGAUUUAUUACUCUUAAUAUUAAAGGUGAGAAAUUGGCAAGAAUAUCAUUUUGCUCUUCAUUUUCAAACGUUGAAAAAAGCUACUCCAUGUUGGAGAAUAGAAAACAAGGGAGAGAGACGAAUCAAGAGAAAAACUGAAAAUGUCAAAGCAUUCUGUCACCAAAAAAAACUAUAAAUGUGAUAUUUGUGGUAAAUCACUAACAAACUAUUUUAGUUUAAGUAAACACAUGAUGAUUCAUACUGGUGAGAAGCCAUAUAAAUGUGAUGUUUGUGAUAAAUCAUUUAGCCAAAAAGUUUCUCUACAUGUACACAUCAGAAGUCAUACUGGUGAAAAACCCUUUUCUUGUGAUGUUUGUAGAAAAUCAUUUACCACUAAUAGUGGCCUACAUGUACACACCAGAACCCAUACCGGUGAAAACCCUUUUUCUUGUGAUGUUUGUAGUAAAUCAUUUACACAAAGUAGUCAUCUACGUGAACACAUCAGAACUCAUACUGGCGAAAAACCGUAUAAAUGUGAUGUUUGUAGUAAAUCAUUUAAUCGAGCGAGUAAUAUAAAUACGCACAUGAGAAUCCAUACUAGAGUAAAAUCUUUUGCUUGUGAUUUUUGUAGUGAAUCAUUUACCACUAGUGGUCAUCUAAAACAACACACAAGUAGUUGUCCUGUUAAAAUAGAAAGAGAUGCAAGUACAAGUAUGUAUAGACUAGAUUGUAAAUAUAUAUAAUAAGUAUGUCUGUGGUUAAAAAUCAUAUUGUUAAAUGUAUUACUUUUACGUCAGAAUAGUUAUGGUUAUUUUUAUGUUAGAAAAUGAUGUAAUAAUUUAUUCGCUUUGAAUAACAGUAAUUUUGGAUCAAAUAAUUAUACCAGUGUGUGUACAUUCUAACAAAUGAUAAAUAUGUGGAAUUCAGACAUAAUAUUUAACAUAUUUGUUAUUAGUUAUAAAUUGAAUGUUAAUCUCACAUAAAUUGUUGCUUCAGGAUUCAUACUGUUAGUUUAUGAUUAGUUUCUAACAUAAACCGAAAGCUGGUUUAAUAUCAGGAUACUAACAAUUAAGUUUCUAAUGUAACUUGACACACUGAUCCGCAGUGAAUAUUUGCUUGGCCGCGACAAUCACUGAUAAGGAUGACAUUGAUGCGGCUUAAUGAGCUAGAAAUAUUAACUUUUUUCCUGCGACAAAUUAAAUUCUAAAACAUUUUUUGUAUAUAUUGGAAAAAUAAAAAAAGGCGUUUGACGUAUUUGUAGGUAAAAAUUAUUUCCGAUUUAGCGUAAAUGGGUAUUAAAUUGACUAAAAUGCAGCAUUCUCUCCGAAGCAGUUAUGUCUUAUGUAAACAAUGCACGCGCCAUUCAGCCAAUGAUUCACACCGCGUGCUGUGACAGCACGUGUUAAGGCAGUCAUCUAUGACAGAGAUAUUAUACGAGACUCGUAAUUCUCUGUGAAACAGAUUGGUAACUUGAAAGUAACUUUAAUGUUAGGAUACUAACAAAACAAUUAAAUUACUUUAGCUAUCUAACCCUAAUCUUAAAUAUUCUUAAUUUUAAGUGUAUGUUUUUAAUCUACAUGUACAUUAAUAAUAAUAAUAAUAAUAAUAAAAACUUUAUUUAAUGAGGCAACGUAUUUAGUUUGCAAAAAAAAACCUAAUCUUCCAUAGGUCCCUCCUAAACUACAAAGACAUAUAUACAUGUAAUA